Pygocentrus nattereri (red-bellied piranha) is the source of this 701-nucleotide messenger RNA. Its product is annotated as C-X-C motif chemokine 11-1-like. Lineage: Eukaryota; Metazoa; Chordata; Actinopteri; Characiformes; Serrasalmidae. The coding region runs from base 102 to 386 and encodes 94 amino acids. The transcript has 4 exons. Gene Ontology annotation, molecular function: chemokine activity; CXCR chemokine receptor binding. The record is from RefSeq and is a predicted model, not a curated record. Gene Ontology annotation, cellular component: extracellular region. Gene Ontology annotation, biological process: chemokine-mediated signaling pathway; inflammatory response; neutrophil chemotaxis.
CCCAGUUUAGAGCAUAAAUUAAAGCACUAGAUCAGCUUCACUCACUAGUAGAACUUCAAGCCGUCUCUGAAACUGAGCAGAUCUUCAAGACCGACACUGAAAUGAAGACGGUUGCAGCUUUGGCUCUCAUCUGUCUGCUCGUGGUCGACGUCAGGGGACAGGCAAGAGACCCCAGAGGAAGGUGUUUAUGUGCUGAUGGUGGCCUCAAAAUGCUUCGUCUAAAUCGGGUUGAGAAACUUGAUAUUUUGCCUGCAAGCCCCUCCUGUGGAAAACAAGAGAUCAUUGCUACUCUGAAGGACGGUGCAGGGAAGAAAUGCUUGAACCCAGAGUCCAAGUUUAUCCAGGAGCUCAUCAAGAAGAUGAUGGAAAGCAGACGCUCAAAGUAGAAGAAUCUGCUGAGGAACUGUUCCUGCUCCAGUUUCACUCCAGACGCCCUGAGAUCAACAGAGAGAAGGCAGCGGGUAAUCGGUCAUGGACUUUCACUGCGCUGAAACUAACUGACACCUUUCCACCUUCUUUUUCAAUGUAAAUAGUUUUGUUAUUUUAAAUUAUGGAAAGACUAAACUAGUGCUAAACACUGUGAUGUACAAAGGUUUCUUUUCUUCAUUGUGUCUGUUAUUUUGACUUUUGUCUGUCGAUUCUUAGAGUUAUGAAGAAUUCUUGAGCUAGAACCUCAAUAAACCAACUUUUUUUAAACUAAA